AUGACCCAGACAUCGUGCUCAGACCCGGCCAGUCUCGGGUUUCAAGCUUCCACCUACAACUACAACAAGAUCUUCGAAUCUCAGCCGCCAGACGAAGAUCUCCUCCUUCCAGAUUUCAUGCGUAAUGAUAGAUCGACGUGGUCAGGAUCGGUUCAGAGCAUGGACUACUACAGCCCAUACCAGGCUACACCGCUGGCCACAAACCUUGGGGCAACUCAUCAAGUACCGCGAUGGGCUAAAGACACUAUCAGUGGCUACAAUACCGUCGAGGGGGCCAAGAGCCACCCAAAGCGUGGAAAUAGAAAGCUGCGUGAUGCCGGAAUUAACACUGAAGGCAUCAACAGAGGCGAUCCUCAAAGUCAGCCACGCAUGAAGAACCAGAAGCCCCUCGCACGGAAGCAGCUAUAG
This is a messenger RNA of Letharia columbiana, 408 nucleotides long. RefSeq lists its product as uncharacterized. Lineage: Eukaryota; Fungi; Ascomycota; Lecanoromycetes; Lecanorales; Parmeliaceae. The coding region runs from base 1 to 408 and encodes 135 amino acids. The record is from RefSeq and is a predicted model, not a curated record. The transcript has a single exon.